AUGUACUACAAGGACAUUAGCAGCUGCAGAUAUUCAGGUCUUGUCUAUGAAACGGACACGGUGGCGUGCGACUCUGAGCACUCCUCCGUCGUAACCUGUAACGCGACGGCGGGUCUCAGCGUCAGCCCCUGUGGCUCCUUUAUGCGUUGCCAUGGAAACAGCCAGUGUGUGUUGAACCCCACCUGCACUGUGACUGGACCCGCUGUCAUCGAUUUCAGCGGCAAUGUCACCUUUAUCCAGAAUCGCUGUGCGUACACUCUGAUGUCACUUCCGGGCCUUAAGCUGCUUGCCACCUUCCAGGAACGCCGUCGUAAAGACGUUAGUUUUUUGGACAGUGUGAUCCUGCGUCUGGAUGGGCCGUCCUUGGACAUUGAACUGGGACAAAGCGGGAAAGUACAACUGGACAACACAACGCUGAGCCUGAACAGCUCGUCUCAGACGAAGCACAACGUGGAGCUCUCUAAGGAUCAAAACGGAGUCACCGCCAAAGUGUCGCUCUCCAACCUCACUGCUUUUGUCAUCUUUGAUGGCACCACCGCACAGAUCCGCAUGAAUGGAUCGGCCUCCCUGCAAGGUUUAUGUGCAAACUCCAGCAGCUCUCUAAGUGAAGUCAAGUUCACCGAGUUCAGCUCCGCUAGCUGCGAGACAGAGCACAAUGACACCGCUGACAGUCAGAUCAACUGCACCAUGAUGACUGAACGCUGUAAUCUCCUGAAGGAGGCGCCGUUCACCUCCUGUAGCUACAUCGACCCGGAGCCCUACAUCACUGCCUGCAACAACACACUGUGCAGAUACCCGGCGGUGGACAAUCUCCAGUGUCAGUUCAUGGAGGCCUACGCCAGAGCCUGUGGCCUUCUCAACGACACUCAGGAUAGCUGGAGGUCAAAGACCAGCUGCUGUGACCUGACGGUCUGCGAGAACAACACUGCUACAGUUAAUCUGCCGGGUUGUCUCCUGACAGAAAGAGCCAUCAACCACUCUGUUUUACACCUCAACAACGACAGCUGUAGAGGUUAUAUGGAUGAAAAGACCCACAUUGUGACCUUCAGCUUCAACAGUAGCGACCCCUGUGGGGCAGUGAUCUUGGCCGACAACAAGACAGUUAUCUACAAAAACACCAUCAAGACAACCAACAGCAACUCGUCUGCUCUGAUCUCUCGCCAAGGCACCAUAAACCUCGACUUCUCCUGCUUCUACAGCCAGCCGGACGACAAACAGAUAACUUUCAAAAUCAAAGGAAGCACUGGGCUUCAGCAGGUUAUAUCUGGAACUUGGAAUUACAGUCUGUCUAUGAGCAUGUGCAGUGACGCCGAAUGCACUAAACCCAUGAACCUUACCAACGGGGUCACGAUGGGCCAAACCAUCUACAUGAACCUGGACACCAACGGGCUGGAUGGCAACGUAAUCAACCUUGUGACCGAGUCUUGCUCUGCAACCAGCAAGGCAAAUGACAAUGGUGGUCCAAAAUAUGACCUCGUCAAAAACGGCGCAUACUAUCGGUAUCUUGCAGCGGGUGAUAUGGCUGCUCACAACCACGCCCCCAUCGAACGGGCUUUAGCACGCGUUGCUGAGUGGCGCAAAGGUAGACCUCGGGGCAGAAGGCUGGGAUGGAGUCAAGAUGGCUGCACCACAGCGGCUGAGUUACAGACGAGCCAGCCUGGCAGCAGCCAGCACGCCUCUAAGAACAAUACAGAAGUGCUGUGGUUGAACUGUGGACUGGUGGUGGUCACCCGUAUCACGUCAUGUUACUGUGGAACCAAAACCAGCCAGGAGAGCCGGAUUGUGGUGACUGCCAGUGGAGCAGCUGUGGAGCAGACAGCAGGCUGCUGGCCGACGUGUCGGGACAAGGAGACCCUCACCUCGCGGGUGGGGGUGUCUCCUUCGAACAAGUGUUCCAGACAGGAAGCAUGUGACAAAUGGGAGGAGCCUCAGCACUUCAACACCCGGCUGGACCAAUGUGUCAACAUCUCUGUAUCGCCUAGCGACAUGUCAGUCACCUCCCCGGCAACCCAGUUAACCAUCCAAGUGCAGAACGUCCCGGCGCUGUCGGGGGGCGUGUCCUGUGUGUUUGAGGACCUAAGUGAAACCCCCGGAGAGGUUCUGGCUAAAGGUCAGGUGAUGUGUAUGUCACCGUCACUAAGAGAGCUGCCGACACACACACACUCCUACGGAGAGAAACGUGUUGUUCAGCUCAGCCUUCGAUCCACUGAGACCGGACACCACUUCAUCACCACCAGCUUCAUCUACUACAACUGCUCUGUGCUCAACUCGUGUACUUCCUGUGUCAGCAGUGAGUUUCCGUGUCAUUGGUGUAAAUAUCGUCACAUCUGCACCAACAACCUGCAGGACUGUUCCUUCCAGGAGGGCCGAGUCAGCAGCAUGGAGGGUUGUCCUCAGAUCCUCCCCACCUCUGACAUCCUGGUCCCGGCCGGGAUGGUUCGUCCAAUCACGUUGCGAGCUCGUAACCUCCCCCAGCCUCAGUCGGGUCAGAAGAACUAUGAGUGUGUGUUUAACAUCCAGGGGAAAGUACAACGCAUACCUGCAGUCCGCUUCAACUCCUCCUGCAUCCAGUGCCAGAACACCUCGGUGAGACACUCUACACUACCCAGCAUGCACUGCUCCUCGGGGCAAUGA
Messenger RNA from Morone saxatilis (striped sea-bass), 2634 nucleotides. RefSeq lists its product as uncharacterized. The transcript has 17 exons. The coding region runs from base 1 to 2634 and encodes 877 amino acids. Lineage: Eukaryota; Metazoa; Chordata; Actinopteri; Moronidae. The record is from RefSeq and is a predicted model, not a curated record.